AUGAGACUGCUGCUAAAUGUGGAUUUUCAGCUGAAUGACAGAGAACCUGAAGAUUUUGACUUUAAGAACAACGCAGCGAGGAAAACAGUCACACUUACACAUCCCGAAUCUGCUGCCACAUCCCUCAUACCUAAACAUAGCCCUGAACUCACUGUGAACCACAAGAAAAGGAGCAAUUUGACUAAUGGAGAGUUUGAAGGUGUAAUUAAUGAUCAGAGUCUAGUGCCGAGUUCAGAGGAGAAGGACUCUCUCCAGCCCGAGCGCCAUUUGGAGACAGGUGUCGGUGACGUUCCGCCUGAGAGGACGCGGGGCCGCUCUAACUGGGUCAGAGAGUCUGAGGACGGUGGGUCGGGGCCUCGCUCUCGCCGCCGGAGGAGCUGGCUCUGGAACCAGUUCUUUGUGAUCGAGGAGUAUCGAGGGCCCGAGCCGGUGCUCAUUGGACGGCUGCACACAGACAUGGACAAAGGAGACGGCCGCACCAAGUACAUGUUGGAGGGAGAGGGGGUGGGCUCUGUGUUUGUUAUCGAUAGCAACACAGGAAACAUACAUGUCACCAAGUCUCUGGACCGCGAGGAGAAGGACCAGUACCGCCUCAUCGCAACAGCCACAGACCGUCAGACUGGCCGAGCCCUGGAGCCGUCGUCCGAGUUCAUCAUCAGGGUGCAGGACAUCAAUGACAACCCGCCCGUCUUCCCCAACGAAGCCUACGUCGCCAUGGUGCCAGAGAUGGCCAACAUCGGCACCUCCAUAAUCCAAGUCACGGCCAGAGAUGCCGACGAUCCCACAUAUGGAAACAGUGCCCGGCUGGUGUAUGCCAUCACUCACGGUCAGGACUAUUUCUCUGUGGAUCCUCAGACAGGCGUCCUGCGGACAGCUGUACCUGAUAUGGACAGAGAGACUCAGGAUGAAUAUCUGGUCGUCCUCCAGGCCAAAGACAUGGGGGGGCAUCUGGGCGGAUUAUCAGGGACCACAACCGUCACUGUGAAGCUGAGCGAUGUCAACGACAACCCUCCUCACUUCAGACGGAGUGCGUGGUCAUUUUCUGUGUCUGAGCUGGCAGCACCAGGUGUGGAGGUGGGCCGUCUCACUGCCACUGAUCCUGAUCUGGGAGAAAAUGCACAGCUGGAGUUUACCAUUCUGGACGCAGACGAGGCUGAAAUAUUCAAUAUAACUGGAAGAGACCAAGAGGCUGUCAUUGUGCUGAACAAGCUGCUGGAUUAUGAGACCCGCAAUUCAUACACUUUCACCGUGGAGGUUGCGAACCCUAUAGUGGACGCCCGCUACCUAAGGAAAGGUCCCUUUAAGGACCAGGCAACAGUCCGGAUCAUGGUCCUCAAUGCUGAUGAGCCGCCACGAUUCUCCCAAGCUCGGUACCAUCUGGAUGUGUCUGAGAACUGCCCCCCUGUCUGCUCUGUCGGCCGGGUAUACGCCGUGGACCCAGACACAGGACAGAGCACCAACAUCAGGUACUCCGUCGAUCCCCAGUCAGACCCCGAGGCUCUGUUCCGCAUCGCCUCUGACACAGGCUUUAUCAGCACAGUGAUGGAGUUGGACCGAGAGCAGGAGCAGUGGCAUAAUAUUACUGUCAUCGCCACACAGAGGGGUAUGUCAGCCCCUCUGCCCUCGGGCACCAUUAGCAGCAGAGCUUACUAGAGUCAUAUUUCACCAAAAGCACCGCCUGGAGUUGGGAAUACAAGUGUGUGUUGGUUCCCUUUUUUUCUUUCAGACAAUCCCAAUCUUGUGUCAAGGGUUGUGGUUGCCAUAGAGACACUAGACCAGAAUGACAAUGCACCGGAGUUGGACAGGCAGUACACAACGUCUGUAUGUGACUCCAGUGCCCCCGGUCAGGUAGUUCAGGUUCUGCGAGCCAUUGACCGGGACCAGGGAGGGCAGGACACCCCGGUCCACUUCAGCAUCCCUCCGGAGUCCAGCUCUGCACUCAACCUCACUAUCAGGGAAACCGGAGGUGUGACAGCCAGCCUGGUGCUCCAGUCUGCCUUGGAGCCCCUCCCUGGCUUCUCCUCAUCCUUACUCACCCUCUACGUGCCAGUUGUGCUACGUGACGGGGCCUCGGGUCUGACCAACACUGGCACGGUCACCGUGACCAUUUGUCCCUGUCUGCGAGGAGGCAUGCAGACGGAGGAUAGAGGGAAGCAGAGGGACAGGAGGUGGGAAAGACACAUGGUUUGUCUGCCCAUGCCGUCCACCUCUCCGUCUCUCAUAUUCAGUUUGGUCACCUUACUGGCCAUGCUGGCGUGUGUCACCACGCUGCUGGUGGUGUGUGCACUCUCGCUGUCAUUGCGCCAUCAGAAGCGAGACUCCCACUCACCCUUCGAGGAGGAUGAUGUCAGGGAAAACAUCAUAUCCUAUGAUGAUGAGGGGGGAGGGGAAGCAGACACCGCCGCUUUUGACAUUACAGCGCUGCAGAGCAUGCACAGAAUACAGCACAUGCACAACAGGAACAUAUGGUACACCCAGCAGAAUCCGCCAAGGGCCAGGACGUACAGCUGGAGCCGUAACCCGCGCCCCGGCCUCGACCCUCAGCAGCGGCCAGGCUCCGCUCCGCUCUACGGACGCCUCUGCUACGGCAUCCACACACUGCCUGUUCUUAGAGAUUAUCCAGCUGGGCCACUGGAGGCGGGUCUGCAGCUCACGCAGCUGACCCAUGGACUCACUGGAGGUCAUAUUGGCAGCUCCCUCGUCAUCCAGAACCAGAGCACCUUUGAGCCUCUGCUGCACUCUCCUGAGAUGAGCCCUUAUAGUUACGAAGCUGAGCCCAUGCUGGCGAAGAGUGAAACUACCAACAGAAAUGAAGGCAGCGAUGUAAACCCAGCGGACACCAAAGAGAAUCAGGAUCAGGCCAAGACAAACCCAACAGAAGCAGAGCCAGCACCAGCCAGCAACACUGAGAGUCUGACCUUCUGUGACCCAAAUGAGUCUUCAUGCCAAAGUCACACCAGCUCCUCAUCAAACCAGCAAGAGGGGCAACCGGGGUCAUCGCAGACUCAGAUCAGCACGGGAGCCACCAGCUGCACAGUAGAUGACAUUGAUACUGAUUCCUCCAUUCCCUCCGUUUCAGAGAGAAAUUAUUCAAAUGGUAGUCAGACCAGUUCUGUAAACCCUCCUGUUUACCUGAAGGGAGACACGUACAGCAUCGUGGGCUCGCUGAACCCAAACAGCAGAGGGACGUGUAUGAACGGGACUAGUAGCAGCGGGUUGUACCCAGCGGGGGUGCAGCUACUGAACAUUUGCAGACUCCAGAAAAAGGAUUUGACCCCACAGCCUUUGCCCUUACCGGGGGGGAUGUUUGGCAGCAAUAGAGGCUGGCCAUUGGGGGCGGAGCCCGCAAGAACAGAAGCGGCCAAAACGCAGCCCCUCCGGAUGGAGGACCUCCUGAAUUUCCGUCUGGAUCAGGUCACCUUUGACCUGUCGCAGCCGCCCUAUGACUCACUGCAGACUUAUGAGUUUGAGGGCCGUGAUUCAAGGGCUGAGUCACUGAGCUCACUGGAGAGCGAUGGAGAGAAGGACAGUGCCAGAGUGGUGGGAGGGAUGGAGGAGUUAAACCAGAAAUUUCAGAGGCUGGUGGAGAUCAUUCAAGAGAGGGAGAAGGAGAAGGGAGGAGAGGGAGGGGAGACACAAGCAGCUGAGGCAGGUGAGACAGCAGAGGCUGCUCUCUCUGAGACUCAUAAACAAACAGAGGACAAAGACAAAGAACAGAAGAGAUGGGAUUUCUAG
Messenger RNA from Seriola dumerili (greater amberjack), 3735 nucleotides. It is a transcript of the gene cdh24a, whose product is annotated as cadherin-24-like. Gene Ontology annotation, cellular component: plasma membrane; adherens junction; catenin complex. Gene Ontology annotation, biological process: adherens junction organization; homophilic cell-cell adhesion; calcium-dependent cell-cell adhesion. NCBI's taxonomy places the organism in Eukaryota, Metazoa, Chordata, Actinopteri, Carangiformes, Carangidae. The record is from RefSeq and is a predicted model, not a curated record. The transcript is spliced from 13 exons. Gene Ontology annotation, molecular function: cadherin binding; calcium ion binding.